Mangifera indica (mango) is the source of this 2091-nucleotide messenger RNA. Its product is annotated as glutathione gamma-glutamylcysteinyltransferase 1-like. Lineage: Eukaryota; Viridiplantae; Streptophyta; Magnoliopsida; Sapindales; Anacardiaceae. Gene Ontology annotation, molecular function: glutathione gamma-glutamylcysteinyltransferase activity; metal ion binding. The record is from RefSeq and is a predicted model, not a curated record. The coding region runs from base 296 to 2005 and encodes 569 amino acids. The transcript is spliced from 9 exons. Gene Ontology annotation, biological process: phytochelatin biosynthetic process; response to metal ion; cellular detoxification of cadmium ion.
ACUUGACAUGGAGCGAAAACCUUGCUACCAAACCAAUUACUUUACAGAAAGUGUUGGAAUUUUAGGCGGGGGCGUCGGCGUCAACUUCACAACUCACACUAUUCUUGAUUCUUCCUAUAUUUGCUGUUCGCUGCUCUGCAAACUGAUCGAAGGAGAGGAAGAAGUGACGUCGUUUCUGAAGAAAUCCCUAACUCACAUUAAUCAAAAUUUUUAACUUUUUGCUUAAUUUCAACGAAACGUAUAUUUUCCAUUACAAAGAGAUCCGGUAAAAGUGGGAAAAAAAAUAAUUACCAAAAUGGCAAUGGCUGGUUUGUAUAGACGAAUGCUUCCUUCUCCUCCUGCAAUUGAUUUCGCAUCAUCAGAAGGAAAGCAACUUUUCGUGGAGGCUAUUCAGGGUGGGACAAUGGAAGGUUUUUAUAAGUUGAUUUCUUACUUUCAGACUCAAUCAGAGCCAGCAUAUUGUGGAUUGGCUAGCCUUUCCAUGGUGUUGAAUGCCCUUGCCAUUGACCCUGGGAGAAAAUGGAAGGGACCUUGGAGGUGGUUCGAUGAAUCUAUGUUAGACUGUUGCGAACCUCUGGAAAAGGUUAAAGAGAAAGGCAUAUCUUUUGGGAAGGUUGUUUGUUUGGCACACUGUGCAGGUGCAAAAGUUGAAGCUUUCCGCACAAAUCAAAGCACCAUUGAUGACUUCCGAAAGUAUUUAAUGAGAUGCACUUCUUCUGAUGAUUGCCAUGUCAUCUCAUCAUACCACAGAGGGAUUUUUAAACAGACAGGAACAGGUCAUUUUUCACCUAUUGGUGGUUAUCAUGCUGGAAAGGACAUGGCACUGAUUUUAGAUGUUGCGCGUUUUAAGUAUCCUCCACAUUGGGUUCCACUUUCACUGCUUUGGGAAGCCAUGAAUAGUGUUGAUAUAACAACUGGACAACACAGAGGUUUCAUGCUCAUAUCAAGGCCUCAUAGAGAGCCAGGACUUCUCUAUACGUUGAGUUGUAAGCAUGAAAGUUGGAUAAGUGUUGCCAAGUAUUUAAUGGAAGAUGUUCCUAAUCUUAUGAAAUCAAAAGAUUUUAAGGACAUUGAGAAUGUUCUCUCUGUUGUUUUUGCAUCACUCCCACCAAACUUUGGAGAGUUUAUAAAGCGGGUUGCUGAAGUCCGGAGGCAAGAGGACGGUGAUAACAGACUAAGCCAAGAGGAGAAAGGAAGGCUUGCUGUUAAGGAAGAGGUGCUAAAGCAAGUGCAAGAAACUGGUCUUUUUAAACACGUUGUGGCAUUUAUAUCUUCAGUAAAUUCUUGUUGCAGAAACAUGCCAUCUUUAAGUCAUAAAGACAAUCUGCCUGUUGUUGCUGCUAGUGUGUGUUGCCAAGGGGCAGAAAUUUUAUCAGGAAAGUUUGGUUCCUCAGAAAGGUUUUGUUGCCGGGAAACCUGUGUGAGAUGCUUGAAGACAGAUGAUGGUAAGCCCAUUACUGUGGUGUCAGCAACAGUUGUAGAUGGUAGCAGUCAGCAAGGGGUUGAUGUGCUGGUUCCUUCAUCCCAAAUGGGAUAUGAUUGUAGUUGUGGCCCAAGUAAUUGCAUUGGGAUGUACCCAGCUGGAAAUGAUAUUUUAACUGUUCUCUUGCUUGCCUUGCCUACAGAAACAUGGUCUGGUAUGAAGGAUGAGAAGCUUUCACAAGAAAUUCAUAACCUUGUUUCACUAGAAAAUCUUCCUACUUUACUUCAAGAAGAGGUUUUGCAUCUGCGGGGACAGCUCCGCCUUCUCAAGAGACGCCAAGAGAAUAAGGUUUUACUGGAGGAAGCAAACCAUGUAUCCCCAGGAUCGAAAUGUCUUUAUGAAGGAGCAAAAAGUGUUUUCCGGAGAUCAAAACCAAACCCUCACUAUGAUGGGUUGAGAGGUAUCCUUCAGGGAUCAAAAUCUCGCGGUGCAGAGGAAAGAGUUGUAUUCCGUAGAUUAAAAUGUUCAAAAUGGAGUCUGAGUAAUAGGCCGAAUUUUUGGUCAUAUACUAAUUUAUGUUAGACAAUUACACGCAAACUCAAACUGUGAUUUGGGUCUUUUCUUGGCCUGGAUUUUCAAAAGCGAAAGGAGUUAAAUUCACUUUUACA